Molecule: messenger RNA, 2906 nt
Organism: Trichobilharzia regenti
Lineage: Eukaryota; Metazoa; Platyhelminthes; Trematoda; Strigeidida; Schistosomatidae
Source: the annotation of a GenBank genome assembly
AGAUGUUACAAGUUUAGUUUGAAGAUUGUAGCAUUAUGCCAAAAUACAUAUAUGUUGAUUUGAAAAGUGCGUCUGGAUGUGUGAACGUCAUCGCAGUUGUUAAAUUUUUUGACAAACCAAAGAAAACAAAAGGUUCCGGAUAUUCGCUGUUUUUAUCUGUCACUGACCCUUCCUUAUGCGGUGAUAAGAUGUCAUGCAUCAUUUUUCAUGAUUCAGAAGAAAAUUUACCCCAGAUUCGCACUCCUGGAGAUAUUAUCAUCAUGCAUAGACUUGUUGUUAAACAGUAUAAUGGUCGUAACCAGGGAUGUGGUUAUGGCACUACUGGUUUUAGUGCUGCUGUAUUUUCUGGCGUGCCUUCUGACCCAUUGACUCCUUUCAAUUCACCUACUCAAUGCAGCUUUGGCGAAAAAGAGGUGGAAGUUGUUAAAAAUCUGAAAAAAUGGUAUACUUCUCCAGAUUGCCCAGUUGAAAAAGAAAAUCUAAGUGUAAGAAACACAUCAACACACAGUGGUCAACUUGGUGGGAUUUAUCGACCAGGAGUAAGAAGAAUAAGGUCUUUAAAAGCAGAUGAAUUCUGUACCAUUGAAGGUCAAGUUAUCAGUAUUUAUAAAUCUACGGAAACGGAUCGAACUCUUGUCAUUUAUAUAUGGGAUGGAGCAGUGUUACCUGGAGAACAAAACACAGUUUUUAUGGGUCCAUCUGAAAAACGUUUAUGUGAAAUGCUUCCUCAUUCUCAGCAUGAUCCACAACUGGCUGCUUUAACAGGACAUAAUUUACAACAUUGGAAUGAAAAUGAAAUUGUACAUCAAAAGAAAUACUCACUAAUAACUCCUCAAGACUUAAAAUAUUCUAAACACUGUAGAGGAAGUAGUAUUGACUUUACUGAUUGGUCUGUCCCAGUUGCCAUUUACGAUGAGCAUGUCGUUAGUGAGCCUGUUAAAAAUCUUAAACCUGGUGAUUUGAUACGUAUUCAUAAUGUACACGUUAUCUCUGGUCAAAGUAAACAUGACGACCCAUGUUCUUUACGUCUAAUAUUACAUGGUGGUAAAGCUAGAGAAUAUGGACGUGAAGUGAAAUAUUUGGGUGACUCUUGUCUAUUGAUAAAUCACUUAAAUGAUUCAUCAAAUGCAAGUGAAGAUACUGAACAGUUACCAAAUGAAGCAAAUCGAUAUGGUCUGUUGGAUAACUUAAAAGCUGGGUUGGAACUAAGACCACCGUUGCUUCACCCUCAACCUGAUUUCCUUCUGCCAUAUGAACUACAACAACCUUUGACAAUCUAUCAAAUAUACAAUCUUCCAUUAAUUGUCGAAAAAAAGGAAAGAGAGCUUCAAACCUGGGAUUUAUUAUUUCCCCUAACUACACAAAUCCUUCCCUCUGUUCCACCUUCUAGUUGGUUAGUAGUUGAUAAUCUUCCACGAAGCGCUUCCAACUUAAAUGUUGUCUGUACACGAUUAUGUGCCCGAAUUAUUGAUGUUGCUCCGCUCAGUGUUCAAGCAUUGAAAGAUUGUUUAUGGUUAACGUGUAAAAAAUGUUCCAUUUCGCAGAGAAGUUCUUGUAUUUCUAAUAUUGACAUAACUGAUUUUCGUUGUCGUUGGUAAAUUUUUCCGGGGACGCACCAAAUGUCGUAGCUGCCAUCUAGUGCUCGGACAUUGACUGUCAACUACCAAACUUUGGCUUAUAAAUGCAACACACACUGCAAAGUGGAUGACUUGUGUUCAAACAGAACGUCAGAGUUAUAUUUCUAAAAGUGUACUCAGUACUGACCUGAGAUAUUAAGUGUUUAUUAUUAAAUUAUUAUUCCCUUAUGUUCCCAGUGAAACAUAGAGUUUUAACAGCACAUCUCUAUUUCAUCUUGCCUAUAAGCUCUCACCUCCUGCUUACACGAUCUGCUCCAUGCCACUCUCGGAUGCCCAACUUGUCGUUUCUCAUUCGAAUUCUACUAGAGGACCUGACGCGUGGUAUCACUCGAAGUGUGCCUGAUACGUAUCCAUUUCCUUCAGCACAUUUUUUGGGCAAUAGGUUCUUGCUUGUUUUUUCGCUGCCUGCCACAUAUCCUUGAUGCUAACCUUUCUAGACACUUGACACUCAUUGUGGAGCGGAGACAGCUGCUGAUAAAAGUCUGAAGUGUGUUAGAAAUAUUUUUGGUGAUGCACCAAGUCUCUUAACCAUACAGAAGAACGACCUAAUAUUAGUGUUGAAAAUCCAAAUACUGUUUUUUAUGCUUAGUGAGACAAAUGUCCACAUUGAUUUCGGAUUAAUAGAAGUUCUUUUUGCUUCUUUUGUCCUGACUGGUUUCGACAUCACCAUCGGUGCCACCUGUAACUGAAACGGUGCUAGCUAGAUAAGUGAAAGAGGUGACUUCCUUCGGAUUUCCCCCGCUGAUAGUGAUUGGAGCUUGCUGCUGUUGCUGGUGACCAGUUAUCUCCAUCAUAUCUGUCUUCUCCGUGUGCACUUGAAGUCAAGCCUUCUCUGUUUCUUCUGCCAGCUUGUUGAUUUUCGCCUUCGAGUUUGCGGUACAUUUGACAUAAAUGAUCUGCGCAGUCCAGAUCUUCUGAAGUCUUCUUAUCGGUCCAACGUAUUCUGUUUUUUCUCACCCCACCCAGUUGACUAUAGUCAGGAUUAUCAUCUUUGACUUUAGGUAGCCUUGUCCUACUCCUGUCUUCGCUUCAAAAGCUUCCCUAAGCUUUCCGUUUACGAAGGAUAAAAUUUCAUAGUUAUCCAUGAGUUUAAGUAUUACCUUUCGUUUACACAGAAUAGAAAUGGAUUGGUCAAUUUUCUAACUAGUUCAUUUUUGUUAUCUGUGAAGUCCAUAAAUUUCAGUAGUUGUUAAUUUUCCUUCCAUAAUGAAUAAAAUAAAUUUUGAUAACGUCUUACAGUGUUAAACAGUAAUAUUUACUGAUGACGUU